Molecule: messenger RNA, 2483 nt
Organism: Mercenaria mercenaria
Lineage: Eukaryota; Metazoa; Mollusca; Bivalvia; Venerida; Veneridae
Product: vimentin beta-like
Exons: 4
Coding region: 463-1635 (390 amino acids)
Source: RefSeq, a predicted model, not a curated record
UAUACUUGACAAAUUCUGUGACAAAACUUAAUGACCGUGCAAACUUCCUUUUUUAUCUUUAAAAUAUUUACCUGAUAUGAUUGAAAGACAGAUUUAAAAAGGAAUUUAGUUUUAGCAUUUUUGUGGGACAUGGUAUAAGCAGGGAGAUUAGAGAAAGGAUAACAUGAAAAGACGAGUAAUGCUUUCAAAAUAUUAAGCAAACUUUUAGCACUGACAUUGCUUUGUUUAAACAUGGACACCAACAAGCUGGAAUAAACGUUUAAAGUGUAGCAACAGUGGAAUGUAUCAGAAAACGAGAGUUAUUUUCUCCCACAUGAAUAGAGUGGGAAACGGUCGGGUAUGCAGCAGGUGAAAAGCUUCUUAAUGCUUUAAGACAAGGAAAAUAAUAGGUAGAUGACCAUUCGGGUUUAUACAGUGACAGGUUUCGGAUAGGUUGAUAUCUAUAUCAAAUAAACCAUAAAAAUGGCCGAUAAAGUUAAACGAACGCUGGAGUUUCGGAUGUCAAAGAAAGUGGCCGAGUUGACUCAAGUCGUACACAUGUUAUUUACUCGAAAUCAUGAGAAGGAGGUUGAAAUUGACGCAUUGAAGGAAUCGUAUGAGAAUGAGAUUACAAACGUGAUAGAAGAUGCUAGAGGUAGAAUGGUAAAACUGGAAAAUAAAGUCAUUGAAUUAGAAAGAAAAUUGGAACGCGAGAGGAACAAACAAACGGAAAUAAUUAAAGAAGUUGUUGCUCAGGAAACAUGUGACAAGGAGGACGAGUGGAGAAGGAAGCUUGUAGCAGCAGAGAAAGCAUUAAAUGACGAAAAACUUGAAACUCAAAAUCUCAGGGACCUUCUUAUCAAUGCUCAGAAAGACAUUGAAAAGUUGAGACAAAAAGUUGAAGAACAGUUAAACUCUAAAACAGAUGAAAUACAAAGGAGGGAGGUAGAGUUAUCAAAUCUUAGGAAACAAGUUACUGAUUUAGAACGUUCUAUGCAAACAAAACAAUUACGAGCUAGUGAAACGAUUAAAAACUUAGAAAAAAAUAAUGAAAAGUUAGAGAAGGAAUGUCUUGAAAUGCAAAUGUUAUUAGACGAAACACAUAAAGUAAAAGAAAGUUUAAUAGCAAGAGUAAAACUAUUAGAAAGUGAAUUACGAUCACUAAGAAGAGAUUUUCAGAAGAAAGUAUCAGAUGUUGUGCAACAGAAUCACGUGGUUAAAAUUCCAAGAACUGCCCCCGUCCAACAGUCAUUUACGGACUAUAACGAUGAGCUUGAGAAACUUCGUGCAGAAGUUCGUCGUUACCGAUUAGAACUUCAAAACAGAGACAACAACUUUAACCGAGUGUUCACAGAACAUCAGCCAUUGAUAGUAGACCCAAAGGCGGGGAUGAUCGGCGUAAAUUCUAGUCAAGUUCUCAGACAAUCAACGCCAUCACAUACCCACAUAUCCGCACUCGCUGUCCAGGGAAAAGAACGCUCAUUUUCUUACGACAUUGGCCAGGGGUUCGAAGAAACGAGACGACCCAGUUCUCGGAUAUCUACAUCAUCAGCGUCUUCCGUCAAGUUACCGAGUAUGUCGGCCGACCAGCGAGCCCGACUCACCAAACUUAUGAAGCCCAGACCACCCUCUAAAGAGAUGCUCUACUCCAAGUGAUUUCGAUCUCACUUACACGAACUAAGCCGUAAUGAAAACAUGUACUGAAUAAGGUUCAAUGAAAGGCAUAGAACAACGGAACAGCAAAGGAAUAGUGAUGGAACAGUGACAAGAUAUACCCGCGACAAAAUGACAUUGUGAAUGUUUGGAAACUAGCUGAUGCAAAUUGGCACUUAUUUGAUUGAAAGGACUGUUCUAAGUGUAGAUUUCUUCUUACCUAUCUGCUCAAUAUAAUUUUUCUUCCAGUACGGAAAACUCGUUCUUUGUCCGAAAAAAAUGAAAAGGUUUGACAAGCUACAAGAUGCACUUAUUGAUAAGAUAAAGAAGAAGGUUAAGUUUAGCUUGUUUGGAUUUCCGGAUACUUUUGCAAUCCUUUUAAAAGCAAAUCAAGAUUGCAACUCCGUGCGAACACUUAAGGGGAAGAUAACGAUACUCCUUUGUUAUAAGGACCAAAAAUGAAUCAGCUGUUUUACAUGUACAAAAUAUGAUAAAAACAACAAUUGAAAAAUAUGUCAUGAAAGGAUCUGAUGUACAGAUUCUGAAAAAGAAAACGGAAAACAUUCAUCAAAGCACUUUUGCAACUCAUAUAUAACAGUUCAAGUUAUCUCACCAUUUUAUGUAAAUCAACUAAUUGAUGCCUUGUAAAUGUAGUGCUUUCGGUUUAAAGAAAAGUGCUUCGAGGAAUUUGCCAAUUGUAUGCGAUUAAUGUAAUUCAAAGGAUAGUCACAAAAAUACGAUAGUAAAAAUGUAAUAUACAUAUUCCUCGGGUUGUUCAUUUUGUUAAAAGUAAAAUGAUUACUUUAAUUACUUAGAUAUCACCAAUUUAGAAAUAUACUCAUGAAAAUAUU